UCAACAUCGAUCCAACAGUCCGUCCGUCGGACUCCCACGCUCAUUUUUCAGUGCGCACACACCGGUUUCGUUGGCAAAGCCGUCUUUACUGUCUUUCCCCCAGUCAUGCGAUCCACUCUCUCGACACUCAUAUGCGUGGUGGCCGCCGCUCUUUUCGUAACCACCGCCAAUGCCGCCUUCGACUUGACCAAACGGAACAACCUGGUGCUCUACUGGGGACAGAAUGCCCAUGGCUCCUACGACAGCACCCCCGAGAAGCAGCAACAAGAUCUGCUGACAUACUGCAUGGACACGAAUGUGGAUCUCAUCUCGGUUGGAUUUCUGAACACUUGGAACGGUACCGGCAAUCAGCCAAUCGUCAACUUUGCCAAUGCGUGUACCGGCUACCAGAUGUUUCCCGGCACCGAGCUGCUCUGGUGUCCUACCAUCUCCGCGGAUAUCCGGGCGUGCCAGGCCAUGGGCAAAAAGAUCCUCAUCUCGAUCGGCGGUAGUACCGCGACAUACGAGGGCUUCGAAACCGCAGCGCAAGCCGACGCCUUCGCCUACCAGAUCUGGAACAUGUUCGGGCGUGGCUGGUCGUACUACCGACCGUUCGGCGAAGCGAUUGUCGACGGCUUCGACCUGGACAUCGAGACGCUUCCCGCGCUCUUCUACGAAAAGUUCGCGUACCGCCUCCGCGUGCUCUUCGAAGCCGACAAGACGAGGAAGUACAUCAUGACGGCGGCGCCGCAGUGCAUGAACCCCGACCAGCACCUUGAGAGCGCGCUCAGCAAGGUCGCCUUCGACGCCGUCUUCGUCCAGUUCUAUAACAACCCGUCGUGCGCCGCAUCCGCGUGGAAGACGAAAGGCCAGCCCCAGCUUACGAACGCCGGCUUCAACUUCGGCAUGUGGAAUAACUGGGUCGCUACCAACAGUAAGAACAAGAACUUGAAGGUGUUUAUGACUCUCGCUGGAGGCGGUAAGGUCGCACCUGCCGGCGGUUACGUUUCCAAAGCCGUGGCCGCGAGCAUCAUUGCCGACCUGGCGAGAUUCCCGACGUUCGGUGGUGUGGCCAUGUGGGAUGCUAGUGAGGCUUGGGUCAAUGCGGGAUACGUUGCUGCUGUUAAAGAUGCGCUCAAUAAGCUGCCCGCUAUGGUCAAGAGGAGGAACUUCUUUGGGAUGUGGCCGACAUCGGCGAUGUUGUAAAUUUUGGUUGAAUCUUUGGUGGACGAGUGGUAAAAAUGGGGUUCAGUGAGAGCAAUAUAAGUAAAUACGGGUCGUGCUUCUACUAUAUUUAUGUACAAAUCUAUGCUGGACGAAGAAAUCAAACUUACAUCAUAAUCAAAGACGUCUAUUUAUGGG
Tricharina praecox is the source of this 1341-nucleotide messenger RNA. RefSeq names its product glycoside hydrolase superfamily. Gene Ontology annotation, molecular function: chitinase activity. The record is from RefSeq and is a predicted model, not a curated record. The coding region runs from base 106 to 1185 and encodes 359 amino acids. Gene Ontology annotation, cellular component: extracellular region. NCBI's taxonomy places the organism in Eukaryota, Fungi, Ascomycota, Pezizomycetes, Pezizales, Pyronemataceae. The transcript has 4 exons. Gene Ontology annotation, biological process: carbohydrate metabolic process.